AUGUCUCUCCUGAUUAGAGACAAGGACAUUGUCAAGGACAGUGUCAAAUGCCUUGCACAAGCCCAGGAUACCACCUUGAGGCAUGAUGCCUUUAUUUAGUCACUGGAAAAGGACAGAGACUGCCAUAAAUGUGAGACUGAGAAUUUGUUGUAGGCAUUAGGAAACACAUUCUCAAGUCCUAAGUAUAUCUCUACUUGUGCAGCAUAAAAAAAAUCAUCCAUCCAGGGAGUGGUUUCUGAUCCAGAAGUCUUGAAAAUAUUGAGAGAAUGUGAAAAACUUGAGUCAACAUGGAAAAUAAAUGAAUGUCAUGGCAGAAAUUCAUUAGCUAAACUUUUAACAGCUGAGAGAGACAAAAUUCUCAGUGUUUAUGAACAGGCACAGGAGGAGAUUUCCCAGCUUUGUCAGGAAGUUACAAAAUCCCCCAGGACUCCUAAAAGCAUCACUCCUGUGACAUCUCAAGCUGUAUUAAGACACAUGGAGCCAGAAAGGAAUACAGCCCUGUCAGAUUGCCAAAGGAUGCCUACAGAACAUGAUAGCCUCAGGGAGCAGUUACAGAUUUCCCAAGAAACUCCUUUUAAUGAAAGGGCUCAUUUGGAACAGAGAAUUGAAGAGCUUUAAACUACUAUUCACAAUUUAGAUAGUGAACAGUUAGAACAGAUGCCUGAAGUGGCACUGAUGAAAGACACCAUUGAUUCUCUGGGAACCGAGAUGAAAAGAUUGACAAGAAAAGUACUGGAUUCUGAAACUGUGAGUUGACAGGAAGCUGAAUAUGCUUCUCUUAGUUUAUUGAAUGAAAAGACAGAACUUAGUGUUUAAGAGAUUCAGUGAAGACUUGUGAAGAAAAAAAUUGAAAUGCAACUUAGCCAAGAGAAAAUGAUGCAUAGCAAGUGUGAAUCAAACCAUUCUGAAACAGAACUGCUGAGAAAACAACUGGGAAAUGAAAAAGCAUCUAUGAAAAACCUGGAAUCUUCUCUUGUGUCCAAUUGUGAGAAGGAAUUUCAGUCACAGAGAGCAAACCAAGGGAAAGUCUCUGAAAUUCAGGUUCACAAGGAACAGCUUGCUUUAGUAGAAAAUAAUCUAUGAAGUGCUGUGCAGAAUCAAGAUUUUACUCACCUCAGAAACAGAGCAGCUCAGUUAGAGUCAGAGCUGGAUAUCACCAAAACACAGCUGGGGACUGAGCACUCUGAUAGGCAAGUAUAUGUUUUUGUAUUGUGCUUCCUGCAGCUAAUUGGGGUGAAAUGCAGUAUAGUACUCAGACUUAGGCUAAUUAGUCAGAUAAACAACAAAGUUUUGGUUUACACUGCUCUACAUCUCCUAUGUGUUCAGAGACUAUUCAUGUCACUAAAAUUAGUCUGUUAAGCUGUUACACAUGCUGUCUAAAUUAGUUAUGUAGGUUGCAUGUGUAGCCAACAGAAUGAGACAGUGAGAUUACCCUCUGGAAUAGCCUGGUUUAGGAUGAGGCAGGUCACUUUCCAUUUCUCUUCACUCAUAUAUACUGAUGCCUGCCUUGAUUUAUAGUGAAAAUCCAGGUGAAUAGUCAUUUAUACAGGUGCUCUAUAUCCUACUAGUUCUCUGCACCUCUGGAAUGAU
Molecule: messenger RNA, 1590 nt
Organism: Melospiza melodia melodia
Lineage: Eukaryota; Metazoa; Chordata; Aves; Passeriformes; Passerellidae
Gene: TSGA10
Product: testis specific 10
Source: RefSeq, a predicted model, not a curated record